AUGAGCACACGAGCUCCGAUUGCGAAAUUUGUUGCCUUGGCAUGUUCGCACCCCGAUCCGCCAUACGCUCGCAACUCCGUCUCCAGAGUGGAGCUGAAGACAUCACAAGCGAUCCUACAGAGGGUUGCCAUCGGACCUGUGACUGCAUGCUGCAUUUCUUUUGCCACAGAUGUGCUCUUUGCCAGGAAGCUAGGGAGAUCAGGAGAUGUUUCCCUCCCGUGUCGGGGUCUGCGGCUGCUGAUAGGGUGGCUGUCGUUGCUCCCAAGGUACAAGCCAUGA
This is a messenger RNA of Closterium sp. Naga37s-1, 279 nucleotides long. The record is from the annotation of a GenBank genome assembly. Lineage: Eukaryota; Viridiplantae; Streptophyta; Zygnematophyceae; Desmidiales; Closteriaceae.